This is a messenger RNA of Miniopterus natalensis, 5532 nucleotides long. The record is from RefSeq and is a predicted model, not a curated record. Lineage: Eukaryota; Metazoa; Chordata; Mammalia; Chiroptera; Miniopteridae.
UGCGAGGGCCAGGCGCGGAGCCCGCCGCCCGCCGCCAAGCAGCUGAUGGAGAAGCUGCUGCCCAGGAGGGUCCACGAGGUCAUGGGCACCCGGAAAGUCGCCUGGUACUGGGUGGAUACCACCGACAGGGCGAAGCUGUGGGAGUCCCCAGACCACAUUGGGUACUGGACUGUCUGUGACCUGCUCCGGCAGGUGGGAGGCACCGUCCUGCCACCGGAGGCUUUGAGCCUGGAGGCUGCGAAAGCUGGGGAGACGCUGCUGUCACGUGAGCCACACCUCUCUUCGUGGCUUUCGGCUCUGCCAACCGAUUCCAUUUUAAACUGUUUGCUAUAUAACGUUCCCAAGUACAGAGCCUCGUUUCCACGGAUGGAAGGGACGUUAUUUCUCCCCAUUGAAGGCAAAGAGAUUCAAGAGACAUGGACGGUCAUCCUUGAGCCCUUGGCCAUGCAUCAGAGACAUUUCCAGAAACCAGUCAGGAUCUUUCUAAAAGGCACAGCCACCCAGUGGUCCCCCCCAAUGAGCGGCACCCUGGGCACCGAUAGCUGGAUGCUCCAGAGUCCAGAGGAGAAUACGUCAGCUCACAGGACGUUAUUUCAGCAGCUGGUAAACAGGCUGAUUGCCGAAGAAUUGCAUCUGGUUGCCAGUGUGGACCCUGGCGACGGCUGGCCCCCCAUCACAGGAGUUAUUUCCCCUCUCUCUACCAACGCUACGAUUCUCACUGUGUUCCACACCGAGGAGGCUGAGUUUCAAAGACAUUUUCUCCAAACAGCUGUGGCAGAGGACCCCCAGGACACAGCAUCCCUUUGUUCCGAUGUUAUGGGCAUCGUUUUGAGUCAGACACACAGUUUACUGGAAGACGCUGCUCCCUCCACUCCUCCUGGUCCAGAGUGGGCCCAGCAGGAGCUCGGCCGCACUGCGCCCUGGAGAGCAGCUGUUGCCGAGAGCUGGUUUCCCUGCUCCAACCUCAGUGGCGCCAGUUCAAAUCUGAUGGAGUCAUUUUGGUUGCUGCAGGCUGCCUCCCCGAACCAGGAGCAGUCCUCCAAGACCGAAAGUGAGGUCACGUGCUGCCUGUCCGAGCUCUACGUGAGGAAGUGUCGCGAGGAAUCCGCUGUGUCCACCCAGGCGGACGGCAAAAGGAAAAGAGGCAUCCACUGCACUCCAGUGAGGCAGAAGAUGAAGACCAUGUGCCGCUCCUUAAAGAUGCUGAAUGUCGCGAGGCUGAACGUCAAGGCUCAGAAGCUGUAUCCAGAUGGCAGCCCGGAGGCCGCUGGGGACAGGGGGACCCAACAGACGGCCGGUGGGAGGACGGGGGGUAGACUGGAAAACAGAGCAAGGACACGAAGGAGUUCUAAACCUAAAGAUUUGAAAACAGAAGAGGAGCUACAGUCUUACAUGUGUGAAAGCUACCGAAGGGCUGUGGCCACAGAAGAGACCGUGUUGUGCUCGUGUGCUCAGAACAUGAUCUCCACCAUUAGAGCUUUCCUCAAGGCCAGAGCCCCCCGGGACGCAGAGAUGAACUGCCUGCGUCACGUCAAAAAUAACCUCUUAAAAACUAGCAAAAGUCUAAGACAGAAUACAAGAGAAAACCUGGAUAAAGAAGACAAAGUCCGAGAGUGCCAGCUUCAGGUGUUUCUCCGUCUGGAGGUGUGUCUGCAGUGCCCCUCGAUACAGGACAGUGUAGAUGACGCGGAGCAGCUGGUGGAGGAGGUGGCGGACUUGCUGCGUGUGGUGUGUUUGGCUGAGGAUUCUGCAUACCUGGCCACGUUUCUGGAAGAAAUUUUGGCAUUGUACAUGGACUCCAUCCCAGAGACUCUCGGAAAGCUGUACCACAGUCUGGGCUUUGAGAUUCCUCAGAAGCUGGCCAGUGUCCUCCCGACAGACUUUUUCAGCGAUGACUCAGUGACACAGGAGAGCACGUCACCACUGCCCUCCGUGCCCCUUACAGCAGGUGCUUGCAGGCCGGCGUCGGGUGGCGCUGACUCCGACCAGCUGGAGGAGCUGCGCACCCGCUCAGCUAAGAAGAGAAGGAAACAUGCACUGAUAAGACACAAAAGCAUUGCGGACGUCUCACAGAAUCUUCGACAAAUUGAAAUCCCCAAAGUGUCCAAGAGAGCUGCAAAAAAUGAGAACUCUCACCCCCCUCUCCCGCAGCCUCCACGCCCAGGGAAAGACGCAGUACAAGAAGUGACCAAAGUUCGGAGAAACCUCUUCACCCAGGAAAUCUCUCCAAUGAAGUCAGCGAAGCGGGGGCUGCCGAGGAGCCACUCGGUGUCGGCUGUGGAAGGCGUGGGGUGUAAUCCGGCCGUUGGCAGGACCAAAGGUCUCCCCAGACUGCUGACCAGGAGCGUGGCGGAGACCCCAGAGCACAAGCAAAUCUCCCGGCGGCUGCUGCACAGACAGAUCAAGGGCAGGUCCUCGGAUCCUGGUCCUGACGUGGCUGUGGUGGACGAGUCCCCAGAGAAAGGUGACAAAAUCAGUUUGAGGAGAAGUCCUCGAGUCAAGUUGUCACUCAGCAGGACAAGUUCUGGUCCCUUCUGUUCUGCGUCUCAGCCAAAGUCCCGAAGUGUGCAAAGAGUUCACUCGUUUCAGCUAAACCAGCUGGGUGACGUCCCUGCUGGUCGUCCACACCGUUCCUACCAAAGAGGAAAUUCUCCCGCCCAGAGCGUUCGGUCUCCUAAGACGCUGCUUUUUGGGGCCGUGUCCGAGAUGGUCAGUCCCUCAGUGAAGGGUGCGGCUCGAAGUAAAAGGCCUUCGGGAAACACAGAGGAUUCCGAGAUGCCUGCAGCUUAUCAGACGCCUAAAAAGAGCUCCUGGAGAUCGCCUGGCUCUACCAGAGCUACGCCCAGACGGCUCCCGCGUGCCCUGCAGACCCCAUUGUGCACCCCUGAGAGGCAGCAGAAGCCCCCUGCGGCCCAGACAGAUGCCCAGCAGGGGCUGUGUCAGUCCUGUAAAGACUCAUCGCACGGCCUGUACUCACCUUCUCCACCAUCCAUCACUCCACAGAAAGGACGCCCCCUCCUAGGAGGGACCUCCCCCCUUGGGGAGAUCCCCAGGACCCCCAACAGGCCCAGUGGCCAGCCCCUUGAGUUUCUGCAGACUUCUACCCGGCUCCGUUCAGUGAAGUCCAGUCCAGCCUCGUUGUCACCAGGCUCCUGGCCCAGUGGUGGGUGUCUGAGUCCUGGCAGACACACUGUUGGAUCUGUGGGAGCGGCAGCCUCAGGGGUGCCCAGAGAAGCAGCCUGCGUGGGCACAGCUCCAAGUCAGACACUCCAGCAUCCCCACCCCCUUGGAGCCUCUCAGGGUGAGAAGCCAGCACAGCAAUGGAGGGUUAAACCUUCCGGAACCCCAGCGCGACCCAGGGACACAGCCACGGUGGCUUCCCACCCCGUUUCUCCAAAGGAACCUUUCCCCUCUCCUGUCGGCCAAGUCUCCGAGAGUCCCCUUAGGACAGCAGCAGCCGAGUCCCCACCCCCCGAAGAACUGGAUGGGAAGGAGCCCCUGAGAUCACCUUGCAGAGCCCUGUCUUGCUCCUGUCCUGCUCCUUCAGCGCCUCCCAGGACCCCAGAGAGCGCCAAGUCUGACGUUAUUCCCCGACCACCCCCUUCUGAAGUUGGGACAAGGCACAGAAACACCUCCAGUCCUGGGAGAGGCUCCCUGGAGGGCCAGCCCUACACCGCCGCAGGCCCUGCUGCCAGCACAGCUGCCAAAGAGCAGCAGCAGCAGGAAGGGGACCCCUCCCCUCAGUCCUCUGCAGGGCACAGCGACCCUGGGCCUGACUUCAGGAGUGACUGGCACAUGGCCUCCCCUUUGCUGAUUGUAAGUGACACGGAGCCUCUCCCUGUCCUGGGUGAAGCCGAGGACGAGAACAGCCAGGCUUCUGUGGGAGGAGGCGAGGGGUUAAGGCCGGUGGGUGCUGGUGAGAAGCCUGUUCUGUCUGACCCUGGGACUCCUCCAUCGCGUUCUUCCUCUGGGCCUGGCUCUCCCCCGAUACCCUCCGCCUCCCUGCGCUGUGCGGCCCACAGAAGGCAGCUCAAGAGCCUGCCCGCAUCUCCUCGGCUUUCAGAGGCCCCUGCCCAGCUACAGGCCUACGAGGUGGAGCUGGAGAUGCGAGCCUGUGGCCUGCCUAAGCUUCGAAUCAAAAAGGUGGACACCAGCCCACAGCCAGAACCUGAGCCUCUGAGAAGGGAUCAGAGUGUGCCCCCUUGCCUGGGCGCGCCUAGGGGCAGCAAGUCCUCUGGGAGACCCGACACCUCCUACCUGUCCCCCCCGUGCCUUCGCCCUGCACACGGCAGCCCCAGCAAGAGCGGCGGACAGACCUACAUCUGUCAGUCCUGCACCCCCACCCACUGCCCCUCCAGCACCCCCAGUCCGUUCCAGACGGAUGUUGGGGUUCCUUGGACACCAUCUCCCAAGCACAGCGGGAAGACAACCCCUGACACAAUCAAGGACUGGCCGCGGAGGAAGCGGGCCGUGGACGGGAGCUUGGGCGUCGCCAUGGGCACAGACCUUGCUGCCUGUGGGUCGCUGCUCCGGCCAGAGGGCAAGGAGCCAGGCCUCAGCAGGACUCCCGUCUUGGGGGACUUUGAGCUUGAGGGAGUGUGCCAGCUGCCAGACCAGUCCCCUCCGGGUGACAGUGUGUCCGAGGCCGAGGAAUUCUGGGCGCAGUCUGCAUGGGCCUCCAGGAAGAGGCUCCUCUCUGGCGAGGAGGAAGCACAGUGUGAAGCCAAGAGAGUCUGUGACCAGCAGAGGGAGGACUCAGGAGUUCCGAGCGAGGCCAGGUCUCCAGCUGCGGGCGCGUGGCAGCUCCUGUCCUCGGGGGAGGACGAGGCAGGCGUUCCAGGUUCCACGCCGCCUCCCGGCCACACCGUGCGGAGCUGCCUCUCUGCCCGUGGGCUCCAGGCUCUGACCCAGUCUCCUCUGCUGUUCCGAGGGAGGACACCCUCCUCUCAGGGCAGGGACGCCACAGAUGAGGAGGGGGAUGUGUUUUCCCCCGCGGCCGAGGACUCUCCUUUCAGCCGAGCAUUUUCCCGGACUCGCCCCGUCAGCAGGACUUACUCACGGAAGAAACUGAUCAGCUAGCGGGAUGGACCGGACGGGACUUCCAACCGCAAACACUACAGAGCCUGUCCGCAGCCCCUGCUCCCAGACAGUGUCCGGGGCUGUGCCCUGGGCGUGGCGGGCACAGCAGACGCCUGCCUCCCUUAGGGAUUCCUAGCGGCUCGUGAGCCAGGGCCUGCUGCACGGGAACAGGGAUAGCUGGGGCCUAAUGGAACUGGGCAAGUUCAAAGGUGAAGGUAAGGGCACCGGUCCCGAGCCUCCACCCACCCAGGCCCUGGCCCUUGUUGGGAGGUGGGGCACCUAGUGCGGUACCAGGGCAGCCUGGGCCAGGAGCCCACCCCAGCCCCACCCUGACUGGGACCAGGCCUCCUCCCUUGUGCAGCUGCUCUAAGGCUGGGCCCCGAGGCUGACGCGUGGCAGGCGGCAGGGCGAACCUUUCCCUUUCCCUUUCCCAAUAAAGUUUCUUCUGGCUGC